AUGCUUGCGACCAACUUACUGCACGAGCGAUAUGCUCCGGAAAAAUAUCCUCCACGCGUCCGCGAUGCUGCGACGCUCCUCGAGAUGGCUCGAGGGGAGAAUCGCCAAAUCCCGCCGUUGACCGCCGACAUGGAAUUCCAGGACUUAAACCACGAUGAUGCAUACGACGUUGCCGCUGCGGGAUAUGGUCUCCGAAUGCACCAAGGAGCCGUGCCUGUCGGCCGGAAGAUCGGAUUCACGAAUCCCAAUAUCUGGGAUGAAUACUCGGUGCAUGAACCUAUCUGGGGGUACAUGUUCGACACCACUGUACAGACCAUCGAUCCCGGGGAUGUCAGGGUUAUCGACUUGAGCCGAUUGAGCCAUCUCCAGCCACGAAUUGAGCCCGAGAUCGUUCUGGGUCUGAUCCAGCCGCCAUCCCCGGAGAUGGAUGACGACCAGCUUCUGUCUUGUGUAGGCUGGAUCGCACAUGGGUUUGAGAUUGUCAUCUCGAUAUUUCCUGAUUGGAAAUUCAGCGUGGUCGACACGAUAGCCGCCAGUGCACUCCACGGUCGUCUGAUCCUUGGACCGAAAUGUUCGUUAGAGCACGAGCGCAACACAACAUCAGGGCGACGGAAGCUAUUGAAGCAGCUCGAGAGCUUUGAGAUUCGUCUCUUCCGCAAUGGGACUCUCCAGGACACAGGCAAGGGAGCGAACGUUCUCGGAGGGCCGAUUGCGGCGCUUCGACAUCUGGCCAAGGUCCUUGCAGGUCAGAGUCGACAUCCGGGCCUGACAGCAGGGGAGAUGAUCAGCACCGGCACACUGACAGGCGCCCCAUUGAUUGCAGAUGGAGAGCAAUGGCACACCGAGUUGAGUGGUAUCAAUCUUCCGGGACUUCAUGUGCGAUUUAAGCUGCAGUAA
Molecule: messenger RNA, 897 nt
Organism: Fonsecaea erecta
Lineage: Eukaryota; Fungi; Ascomycota; Eurotiomycetes; Chaetothyriales; Herpotrichiellaceae
Exons: 1
Coding region: 1-897 (298 amino acids)
Cellular component (GO): cytoplasm
Molecular function (GO): 2-oxopent-4-enoate hydratase activity
Source: RefSeq, a predicted model, not a curated record